CAUUCUCGUGAGAUUCUUGUAGAACCCGACGCGGAAAAGCACCAUUUGUUCUGACCAUCCAACGUUCCCGGGGACUUGUUGGACCAACUCCCCUUUCCUUUGCUUGUUGGACACUUGACUCAGUAGCGCAAGCACCCUACGUCACGCUCAACGGCGGCUAGAGAUCCGUGCUAGGAGGGAGUAGUGAGUGAUAUAGAUCUACCCUCUGCUGCGGGCGGCCGCAUGCUGUUCGACAGAGACAGCAACUCCGUUCACCGUGCAUCAAAUCGGCAACCCCUACAGUCCCCCCAUUAUCGACCCGCCUUCUCCUACACCCGCCCUCUCCAUCUCUCUCUCUCUCUCUCGCUCUCCCUCUCUCUUUCUCUCUAUCCUGGACGACGACGGCGAUCCAGGACCCACUACGAUCCCCGUAUUAGACCGCCGCGAGCUGGAUUGGCAGCAGAGAAAGCAGGAACCAAAAGAGUCCGAAUCGAAUUGAUCAGCGCGGAGAAGGCUCGCUCGAGAACAACAAUCGCACCCUCCUCCGAACACCACUACCACCAUCACCACCACCACCACUUCCACCUACACCACCUACACCACCGCCCACGUGAGGCAAUAGCGACGGGCCGGCCGAAAGCAUGUCUCGCCAACCGCAGCAACAGCAGGGCGGCUCGCGGAAGAUCUCCUUCAAUGUGUCGGAGCAGUACGAUAUUCAGGAUGUGGUGGGCGAAGGCGCAUACGGAGUCGUCUGCUCGGCGCUGCACAAGCCGUCAGGACAGAAGGUGGCUAUCAAAAAGAUCACGCCGUUCGACCACUCCAUGUUCUGCUUGCGAACCCUGCGCGAGAUGAAGCUGCUCCGCUACUUCAACCACGAAAAUGUCAUCUCUAUCUUGGACAUCCAGAAGCCACGCAGCUACGAGAGCUUCUCCGAGGUCUACCUCAUCCAGGAGCUCAUGGAGACCGACAUGCACAGAGUCAUUCGCACCCAAGAGCUGUCCGAUGACCAUUGCCAAUACUUCAUCUACCAGACACUACGGGCACUCAAGGCCAUGCACUCAGCCAACGUCCUGCACCGAGAUCUGAAGCCUUCGAACCUUCUGCUCAACGCUAAUUGCGAUUUGAAAGUCUGCGACUUUGGCCUUGCGCGAUCCGCCGCGAGCACAGAAGACAACCAAGGGUUCAUGACGGAGUAUGUGGCGACGCGCUGGUACCGCGCGCCGGAGAUCAUGCUCACGUUCAAGGAGUACACAAAGGCCAUUGAUGUGUGGUCGGUCGGCUGUAUCUUGGCCGAGAUGCUGAGCGGGAAGCCACUGUUUCCCGGUAAGGACUACCACCACCAGCUUACGCUCAUCCUGGACGUGCUGGGUACGCCUACGAUGGAAGACUACUAUGGAAUCAAGUCGAGGAGAGCACGAGAAUACAUUCGCAGUCUGCCGUUCAAGAAGAAGAUUCCGUGGACUGCCAUGUUCCCCAAGACCUCAGACUUGGCACUGGACCUCCUUGAGAAGCUUCUCGCUUUCAACCCGGCGAAGCGCAUUACAGUCGAGGAGGCAUUGAAGCACCCAUACCUGGAGCCCUACCACGACCCCGAAGACGAGCCCACGGCAGACCCUAUUCCGGAGGAGUUUUUCGAUUUCGACAAAAACAAGGACAACUUGUCCAAAGAGCAGCUGAAGCGUCUGAUCUACGAGGAAAUCAUGCGGUAAACUCACGAGACCAUCCCCUCCAACCAUCUAUCUACGAAUUUUCUUUUAUUUUUCUCUCUAUUCAUCUAUCAAAAGCUGCCAUCUACUACAAAUCUACAAAAAGACCACUUCAUUGCCGCCCCGAUGCAGUACGACCGGCGCAACAGCACUCUCAUCGACCCAGCAUCAUCACCACGCAAGCAUUUCAGUCCUCCCAUUUCUCUUGGUGACGGCGACAUUCCCAUUUGUUAUGACAAUGACGAUGAUCAAGACGACUCCCACGACGAUUCUGGUGCCCAUGGUACACUCUGGAAGGGCCGGCAAUGCUUUUCACGAUGACAUGUGGAGGAUGCGGCAGUGAGUGAAGAUGGAGAUUGUGCAGCCUGUACGCCUUGGUAUAAGACUUUACUUCGCUGGCUCUCCUGAUGAAUCUGCCGUGUCCUCUGUUUUUGGGUGGUGUUUUAGGGUCACUGGGGGACGCGAGUUGUGGUGGAUGGAGGGGGCUUUUGCUUGGGAGUAUCUGUCGAUGACUGUUCCCGGUAAAUGUCACGAGCGAUGGCAAGUUAGAUGCAUUGCAUGGCGCUUUUUUUUCUUUUCUUUUCAAGAGGGAAAGGACGUGUGGAUAAGCUACGAAAGAGCAACUGAAGAGGAAGUAAGCAAGCAAUGAUGAAUGAAAUACGGUUGCUGCGUACGCUAAUACAGAUUUUGAUAACCGGGCAUAUCUCAAUCGCUCCGAGGGGGACUUGCUCCUCUGGGGGAAAUAAUUGUGAGCUUGUUGUGUGAAAGUUUGGUUCGUG
Molecule: messenger RNA, 2464 nt
Organism: Sphaerulina musiva SO2202
Lineage: Eukaryota; Fungi; Ascomycota; Dothideomycetes; Mycosphaerellales; Mycosphaerellaceae
Product: Pkinase-domain-containing protein
Exons: 4
Coding region: 621-1688 (355 amino acids)
Biological process (GO): protein phosphorylation; intracellular signal transduction
Cellular component (GO): cytoplasm; nucleus
Molecular function (GO): MAP kinase activity; ATP binding
Source: RefSeq, a predicted model, not a curated record